Megalobrama amblycephala (Wuchang bream) is the source of this 1601-nucleotide messenger RNA. RefSeq names its product GTPase IMAP family member 4. The transcript is spliced from 3 exons. Gene Ontology annotation, molecular function: GTP binding. The coding region runs from base 183 to 1073 and encodes 296 amino acids. The record is from RefSeq and is a predicted model, not a curated record. NCBI's taxonomy places the organism in Eukaryota, Metazoa, Chordata, Actinopteri, Cypriniformes, Xenocyprididae.
AACUGACACAGGAUUGCGCUGGCAAUGUACAGAGAAAACAACAUUUAGAUAAGAGGACAGAUGAAAUAUCUUCCAGUCCAAUCGUUUCUGCUGUAACAGACAAAGUAAUCAGAAAAUAAUGACAAUUUUUUAAAGAGAGCAGCACCGAAGAAAGAAAAAUAACCACUGAAGACUGGAGAAGAAUGGAUGAGAUAAUUGAUAUUUCAGAGGGUCACGGGAUUAAUCUUUCUGACUGUCCUAAACUGAGAUUGGUCCUGGUUGGAGUGACAGAAGCUGGGAAAAGUGCUGUUGGUAAUGCCAUUCUGGGCAAGAAAGCCUUUGAUGAGGUUGGGGUAAAGACUCGAAUGAGUUUCCCAUGUCAAGGUCUGGUGAAAGGACAGCAGGUGCUUGUGGUUGACACCCCAGGUUGGGAAUGGUUCAACAUCAAUGGCUCCUCUGCAUCAGUAUGGCCAGUGAAGAAGGAGAUAAUGAGGAGUAUGAGUCUGUGCCAGCCUGGUGCCCAUGCCCUGCUGCUGGUGGUACCACUGUCAUUCUCGUUCUCCCAGCGUGAGCGCCGUGCUGUGGAGGAACAUGUUGAGCUGUUUGGUCCAGAAGCCUGGAGUUACAGUUUGGUGCUCUUCACAAUCUUAGACAGAAAACAGUUACGUGGUUCCACCCUAAAGCAAGAAGUGAAGUUGAACGUGGAGCUAAACAGGCUGGUUGAGAAUUGUGGAGGGCGUUUUCAUGCUCUGUACAGCAAUCCCAAAGCAGGUGAGGACCAGGUGGCUGAACUUCUGGUCAAAAUCACGAAAAUGAUGGCUACGAAUGGAGAGACAAUGCUCUACAGUGAGAAGGUGUUGGAACAGGCCAGAGAAAUGGAGAAAGAAGUGGAGCAAAGAUUGGAGGAAGAGCGAAAGAAGAGGGAAGAGAACAUACAGAAAGUGAGAGAGGCACUGAAGGCAAAGGAGUUAAGAAGGUCGAGGAGGAGAACAGACCAACAGAUAUUGGACAAGGAGGAACAGGAAGACUCAGCUAGAGACAAUCCGUCUAUCAGUGACAAAAUUAGCUUUCUUCAGAGCUGUAAACAACAGUGAACGAUGGAAAGGACCUCAGGAUAAAAGUCAUAUCCACUCCCGAAGCUUCCACAACUCACCACUAGAAGCCAGGCCAUCAUCACUUCUCAUCUGCAGUAGCCUACCUGAUCCAGACAGCACAGAGUGUUAACCUGUAACAUCCAAAGCUACUUACAAAUGAAGAACACAAACAGUCUUAGGCCUUUUUUUUUUUUUUUUUUUUUUUUUUUAAAACAUGAUUAUUGUUAAUUGUUUACAUGAUUAAAGCUCAUAAUUUAUCAUUGUAAUGUUUUUCUUUCAAACUUAUUUCCUUGUUGUGAAAAUGCUCAGUCAUGGUAACAAAAGAAUAUAUUGUCAUUUAAAAAAAAUUUUUUUUUAAAGUGUACAGACAGUAUGAUGCAAUGUUCUGCUCUGUUUUUACCAGUUUUGAGGUUUCAAUUUUAAAUUUAAAAAUAAAUUUCAAUUCGAAUUGUGUGUUGUGCUGAAUUAAACCAGGGUUUUUCUGAGACAUUUUAGUAGUGAAACUGUUCGUCAUUAAAAUUCACUUAG